This is a messenger RNA of Lipotes vexillifer (Yangtze River dolphin), 4448 nucleotides long. RefSeq names its product insulin degrading enzyme (gene IDE). The coding region runs from base 318 to 1712 and encodes 464 amino acids. NCBI's taxonomy places the organism in Eukaryota, Metazoa, Chordata, Mammalia, Artiodactyla, Lipotidae. The transcript has 15 exons. Gene Ontology annotation, cellular component: cytosol; mitochondrion; peroxisomal matrix. The record is from RefSeq and is a predicted model, not a curated record. Gene Ontology annotation, biological process: peptide catabolic process; amyloid-beta metabolic process; hormone catabolic process. Gene Ontology annotation, molecular function: metal ion binding; metalloendopeptidase activity.
UUGUAACUGCAGUCAGUGACAUAGUGCAGAACAGCCUGGGAUAAUAAUGCCAACUGCCAAGCCAGAUUGGGGUUGUUGGAGGGGUUGCAAUAGUUUCCAAAUCUUUUGAAGGAAAAACUGAUCGCACAGAAGAGUGGUAUGGAACCCAGUACAGACAAGAAGCUAUACCAGAUGAAGUCAUUAAGAAAUGGCAAAAUGCUGAUUUGAAUGGGAAAUUUAAACUUCCAACGAAGAAUGAAUUUAUUCCUACAGAUUUUGAGAUUUUAUCAUUAGAAAAAGAAGCAACACCAUACCCUUCUCUUAUUAAGGAUACAGCUAUGAGCAAACUGUGGUUCAAACAAGAUGAUAAGUUUUUCUUGCCUAAGGCCUGUCUGAACUUUGAAUUUUUCAGCCCAUUUGCUUAUGUGGACCCCUUGCACUGUAACAUGGCCUAUUUGUACCUUGAGCUCCUCAAAGACUCACUCAACGAGUAUGCAUAUGCAGCAGAGCUAGCAGGCUUGAGCUAUGACCUCCAAAAUACCAUCUAUGGGAUGUAUCUCUCGGUGAAAGGUUAUAAUGACAAGCAGCCAAUUUUGCUAAAGAAGAUCAUUGAGAAAAUGGCUACCUUUGAGAUUGAUGAAAAAAGAUUUGAAAUUAUCAAAGAGGCAUAUAUGCGAUCUCUUAACAAUUUCCGAGCUGAACAGCCUCACCAGCACGCCAUGUACUACCUCCGCUUGCUGAUGACUGAAGUGGCCUGGACUAAAGAUGAAUUGAAAGAAGCCCUGGAUGAUGUUACCCUUCCUCGCCUUAAGGCCUUCAUACCUCAGCUCCUGUCACGGCUGCACAUUGAAGCCCUUCUCCAUGGAAACAUAACAAAGCAGGCUGCAUUAGGAAUUAUGCAGAUGGUUGAAGACACCCUUAUUGAACAUGCUCAUACAAAACCUCUCCUUCCAAGUCAGCUGGUUCGGUAUAGAGAAGUUCAGCUCCCUGACAGAGGAUGGUUUGUCUAUCAGCAGAGGAAUGAAGUUCACAAUAACUGUGGCAUCGAGAUAUACUACCAAACAGACAUGCAGAGCACCUCGGAGAACAUGUUUCUGGAGCUCUUCUGUCAGAUCAUCUCCGAGCCAUGCUUCAACACCCUGCGCACCAAGGAACAGCUGGGCUAUAUUGUCUUCAGUGGGCCACGCCGAGCCAAUGGCAUACAGGGCUUACGGUUCAUCAUCCAGUCGGAAAAGCCACCUCACUACCUAGAAAGCAGAGUGGAAGCUUUCUUAAUUACCAUGGAAAAGACCAUAGAGGACAUGACAGAAGAGGCCUUCCAAAAACACAUCCAAGCAUUAGCGAUUCGUCGACUAGACAAACCAAAGAAACUGUCUGCAGAGUGUGCUAAAUACUGGGGGGAAAUCAUCUCGCAGCAAUACAAUUUUGACAGAGAUAAUACAGAAGUUGCCUAUUUAAAAACACUUACCAAGGAAGAUAUUAUCAAAUUCUAUAAGGAAAUGUUGGCGGUAGAUGCCCCAAGAAGACAUAAGGUAUCCGUCCAUGUUCUUGCCAGAGAAAUGGAUUCUUGUCCUGUGGUUGGAGAGUUCCCAUGUCAAAAUGAUAUAAAUUUGUCACAAGCACCAGCCUUGCCACAACCUGAAGUGAUUCAGAACAUGACUGAGUUCAAGCGUGGUUUGCCACUGUUUCCCCUUGUGAAACCACAUAUUAACUUCAUGGCUGCAAAACUCUGAAGAUUCCUCAUGGGCGGGAAAGCGCAAGUGGAUGCAUUCCUGAGUCUUCCAAGGGCUAUAGGAAAACAGUCUUGGCCACUUUAAUAUUUUCUGGUUCACUAUUAGAGAGAAAAACAGAAAAAAAAAAAAAAGUUGUCAAAUGUCAUUAUGUAGAAAUAUUAAAAAUCCAAAGUAAUUAAGUUACAAAAUCUUAUAGAUGUAGAAUAUUUUUAAAAUACAUGCCUCUUAAUAUUUUAAAAGUUUUCUUUUCAUUACUAAGAGAAAUGUCCCUUAUAUAACAAUACUUAAAAUGAUGGAUGAUAUUCCUAUAGAAACUUUCUUCCUUAUUCUGUAAAAUAGUCACUUGUCAGAAGAAAAAUAUGUUAGCUUUUUUCUAAAAGCCUCCUAGGUUGACAGAAAAGACUUCAAAACAUAUAGAAAGAUAAUACCUUUUUAAAAAUGGGUCCUCAAUUUUGCUUUCUACUUAAUGGUUUCAUGUAAAUAAUGGAGAACAUUACAUUUGGCAGAUAAUGAACAAAGCAAUGUAAUUUUCUUUUAUUAGUGAAAUUGCUGAUUAUAUAAGGCAUGGUUUUAAUCUUUUUAUAGAAUUUGAACGUUUUUUAUUCAAACUAGUAAAAUGCUGGAAAACUCUAGAACACCCUACUUAUUUACAGUGCUAGAAAUACAGACUUACCUUACAUCAAUUUUGUCCCAAAAUGAAUUUCUCAGGAUUACUGUGAUUUGUUUUUUUCUGAUUGAAUUAUAUUGACAUUCUUGUUCAUAGUUGGUUUGCAGUGUUCCAUCAGUGUCACUUUUCCCCAUCAACACGUUGCUGUAUUUAUUUAACAAAAACAAACAGGGUCAACUUCAGAUCCCACUGAGUGUGUGACAUGCUUUUCCAACAUCAUCUAUUGUAAACACCUGUAACUUUUUACUACCACGAAAUUGCAGUCAGUAUACGAACCAAAAUAUUUGCCCCAUUAUGAAUAUAAAAGGCAACACGUGCAAAGACACCUUUUUGGAGGUAAAAAAAGGAAAGCCUUGGAUUCUUCAAUAGCGUGCUCUCCGUAGAGACUCUGAAUCCUGUUUUGCUACCAGUCUAAUACUGCCUUAAGUGUAAAGUUACUUUUUGAAUAUAUAAAUUCAAACAUACAAACACACAGAUGAUGACUGGAGUGAACUUUUAAAAAAUAUUUUUUUUCAUGAGAUACAAUUUUGGAUGAAAUUGUUACUGUAGAUUUAACAGCUGUUUUGAAAUAUUUACUGUUAUUAAAACUUAAAGAGAAAUUGGAGACAUACAGGAACUAGUAACAGUAAGUGGCCCUGUAGUUCACUAACUCAGGCAAAGUAAAGAAUGGCAUUUUCAAAUGACAUUUCACCUCCAUAUGACUUGAUUUGCCAGGACUUCUUUCUGUAGAGUCAUGUCUUUUCACAUCUUAAGUUUUCACAUUUUCUGUUUUUCUGAAUAAUCUGAAUUUGGGGCAAGAAUGAUAAUCACAACUGUGGAGGCUGCUUUUGAAAGCGGGGCUCCAUUUCUACUGUCAGACAUAUGUGGUGCUGUAACCAUCUUUUUAUCCCUGCCUUCAAGAGCUUCCUUGUAUGAAGCCUGUCUUUGUCCAUCAGAAGGUGUGUGAGUCAUCAUCACUUCCUUCUGGUUUUAUGCAUUUGUAGACUAUGCAGCUUUUCAUCAAACUGCAGAUAUAUAUGAGAGGGAUCAAAAACUAGUCCUGAGUGCAUAAAUCCACCACUGGAAAAGUAAAUAAUCCACUUAUAUCUUUUCUGUGGAAAAUUAUGUGCUACUGGGUAACUUUUUGCUCUUUAAAAAAAAAGGGAGGGGGUGAAAUUUAACAGUGUCAUUUUUAUGAGAAAGUCACGUGAAGAAAUCUGAAAGGCAUCUCAUGUAGUCUUACAGGAACCUGUGGUUGCUCUUGAGUGUGCUCUAGCAUUGUCUGGUUUCCACUUUGGAUCUAGAGCUACUGUUGGAUCACUCAGGCAUACUUACGGAUUCAGCUACAUGGAUCCAAGCUGCAGUCCCUGAGCAAUAACAGACUACCUGGCUACUGCUCUUUACUCAGCGCUUAGUAAAUGAGAUUUGUGAAACACACUAAGGUGUUAGUUACCCGUGACUUUUUGAAAAGUCUUCUUUUUCACCGCUUGAUGUGGAAGAGAGAGCAUGUGACACAGCCAGUACGUGGUAGAGUGCUAGGGUAAUCCUGUUUACAAUAAAUUGCCUGAAUUUCACCUCUGGAGUUUGCAUUUGUAUUAUUUUUACAGUUUCAGUGGCCAAUCCUCAACCUACCUCUCAACAUCCCGAUUUGACGAUGUUUCUUGCUUUCAUUGUUCCUAAUGUAGAAAGCAGUGGAUUUUUUUUUUUUUUUAAGUGAAUCUGGGUAACAGUGAUUUAGUCAAAUAAAUGGGUCAAUUUCACAGUCUUAAGAGUAGAUCACUUUCGUAAAACAGGAAUCUCAGUGUGAGAGGCUGAACUCCUUGCUGACGCCAAACCCAGAAAGAUUUGUCCUGCGAGUUUCAGGGAGGAGAAUUCAGAAGGUAGAAAAAAUAUUUCUGUCCUCAUCUUCCUCGCGUGUCUCCAGCGGCAGGUUAGGCAGAUAUCUUGUCCGAUCCCUGGCUUCUUACUCCCUGUCAAAAUAAUCUUUCUACUCGUGUGGUUACCAGCUGGUUCAACCAAGCAUUUCAAGAGGGAAUCUGGUGGUUCUUCAGUUUCCAACCUAGGACAGUAGUGCAGGACACAUGGUCGGC